Molecule: messenger RNA, 1494 nt
Organism: Cooperia oncophora
Lineage: Eukaryota; Metazoa; Nematoda; Chromadorea; Rhabditida; Trichostrongylidae
Source: the annotation of a GenBank genome assembly
AUGGCUGUGUGGAUAACCAUUCUGCGAUUUAUGGGAGAUUACCAGAAGUGUAAACACAAGCUCGAACAACGGAGAAAGUCUGGGGCGGACAAAACACCGAUAAUGAGCCGGUUGUUUGAAACAUUGGGAAGAAAGUACACCGCCCGUGAUGUCGAGGAAGCCGCUCAGGCAGAAGAAUUCGACGGAGCUGGUCGGACGCUGAAGAAAAGCAUGGGCAAGAAGCUUAUAUCCAUGACCUUGAAAAGGAAAACGAAGCUUUCAGGUAUGAGCUCCUCUUCAUCGGACCGUUCUACGGACUCCUCGUCAUCGUCGAAUGCGCUGAUGGAGAACAGACCGAUGAGUUCACUCGAUAAGUUGCAUUACAUCAUCGGAAUGGGAAUACUACGAGAGGAACUCAGAGAUGAGAUCUACUGCCAGCUCUGUAAGCAGCUCACCGCUAAUCCAUCGAGGCUUUCAGCGGCUCGAGGGUGGAUAUUACUCUCUUUGUGCGUUGGAUGCUUCGCUCCUAGUCCUCGCUUCAUCAAGUAUCUGUACUGCUUUAUUCGGGAACGUGGUCCCACUGGCGCAGGAUAUGCGGCCUACAUGGAAGAGCGAUUGAGACGAACCGAACAGAAUGGGUGUCGACACCAACCGCCCAGCUACGUCGAGCUUCAGGCGAACAAGGCAAAGAAGCAGAUCGUGUUGGCUGUCACUCUUAUGGACGGCUCAGUAAAGACAUUAAGCGCAGACAGUGCCACGACUGCUGCUGAAGUCUGUACAGCUCUUAGCGAGAAAAUCGGCCUGUCAACGGAGGAAUUUCGGCUCAGUCUCUACAUUGCACUUUUCGACAAGGUGUCAUCUCUCGGCUCGGGAUCGGACCAUGUGAUGGAUGCCAUAUCGCAGUGUGAACAGUACGCCAAGGAACAAGGUCGACAGGAAAGGAAUGCACCCUGGAGGCUGUUUUUCCGAAAGGAAAUCUUUACGCCUUGGCAUGAUGCCAAGGACGAUCCCAUCAGCACGAAUCUCAUUUACCAACAAGUCGUUCGAGGUAUUAAGUAUGGAGAAUACCGAUGUGAUAAGGAGGAUGACCUCGCUUCUCUCGCUGCACAACAGUACUUCAUCGAAGAAGGCCUCCUUGACGUGAAUCGCCUAGAAAGUCAACUGCACAAUUACUUGCCCGAUUUUGAGUUGAAUGGCACGGAAAUGGCCAAGGAGCGAUGGAUUCAAGCGAUUAUGCAUCAGUACCGAAGGGUAACGAAAUACACGAUUGCCUUGAUUCUUCUGAAAAUCGUACAACUAACCGCUUUGUUGCAGAAGUUCGGCGGCAAUUCCCAGUCACCUCAUCAUGUUAAGGAAGAAGUGGUGUCCUUUGCUAAAUUCAAAUGGCCUCUACUAUUUUCCAGGUGGUUUUCAUUUAGUUCAUUCCAAAAAUUCCAUAGCUGUGUGUGUACCCGUAAGAUAAAGUCUUUCGUGAGGCUCGACAGCCUUCCUUAUUUGAGUUCUCAAGAGCAAUGA